AUGCACAAACCAAAUCCACUAUUUCCAGAUAGUAUAACUCCAUCUGUAAUUAAUAAACCUGUUGAGUUCAAUAAUCCAACUUAUACCUAUCUUAAUUUAAUUGUUGAUCGUGCAUUUACUGAUCCAAAUACAGAAAAAAAUUACAUUGCAUUUGGAGUGACAGUUACAUUAAAUUAUCUAGAUCCUUCAAAAGACAUCAAUUUGGUUCAAAACGAA
Entrophospora sp. SA101 is the source of this 216-nucleotide messenger RNA. Lineage: Eukaryota; Fungi; Glomeromycota; Glomeromycetes; Entrophosporales; Entrophosporaceae. The record is from the annotation of a GenBank genome assembly.